This is a messenger RNA of Eufriesea mexicana, 576 nucleotides long. RefSeq lists its product as uncharacterized. Lineage: Eukaryota; Metazoa; Arthropoda; Insecta; Hymenoptera; Apidae. The record is from RefSeq and is a predicted model, not a curated record.
AUGGCGAUCAGGCAACACGUAGGAGUCUUCUACACGCGAAUGUGGGAUGAAUGGAAAUACGGGUACUUGAGGACGCGCACGGGGCAAGUCGUGUAUAAAAAGAGAAAAUCGAAUGUCGUGCGACCGCCAGUUUCGACCGAUGGGACUUCCAGGAUGGCAAAGCUCGCGGCGAUCGCGAUCGUGCUUGCAGCUUGCACCGUGCAGCGAUCCAGCGGGAUCGAUCCACGGGGAUCGAUCGAGAGGAGGGCAGCGACGGCAGGUAUGGCAGAUGAGGCCAUCGGGGAGAUUUUUCGCGUCAUCUCGACGGAAAAGUCAAGCAAAAAGGACGAUGACCUGCUGGUGAAGUACAUCAAAGAGGAAAUCAUGAGGACAGCGCAAAGCAUCAAAACGCCAUCAGGUUCUAUCGAGGCUGCAGCCAGGAGAGCUCAAAAAUUGGUCACCGAAUUGACGGCUGCCUACACCACUGCUAUUUACAAGUCGAAAUCCACGGAGGAGGCCAAAGUGAACUUUGGUCGAUUCCAGAACACUGUACAAAGUAUCGUAGAUUUCAUCAAAAAUGGCCAGUUCGUCAUCUGA